CUGGCUCUGCAUUCUGAGUAACUCCAUCCCAUUUGGGAGAUUGGAAGCUAAAGGUAAAAAGAAAAAGCAGAAUGCAGACCUUUGUAAAUAUUUUUCUGGGAUUUUUUAUCUUCGAGUCUGUUGGAGGCGCACCUAUCACUGAUACCAUAAUUUAUGAUUCUGAGUUCUAUGACAUACCCCUUGGACAGCUGCCUCACCCGUUUGUCUAUGAUGAAAACAAGCAGUCUGAUCAAUUAGAGACAGAGAUUGGGACAGCACUACCUUCUGUAAUUCAAGAGAGUUAUUCUUCUGCACCAUUGACAGAAGAACCUGAGGAGGAAGCAUCAACGCCAAAAUUAAUUGAUGGGUCUUCAGCACAGGGGUCUGGGGUUCUUGGACCUCAAACUCAAGAUGGUCUUCCCACUUGCUUUUUGUGUACAUGCCUAGGGACCACAGUCUACUGUGAUGAUCAUGAGCUUGAUGCUGUUCCACCGUUGCCUAAGGAAACCACAUAUUUCUACUCACGCUACAACAGAAUCAGGAAGAUAAACAGAAAUGACUUUGCUAACUUAAACAAUUUAAAGAGGAUUGAUUUGACUGCAAACUUUAUAUCAGAGAUCCAUGAAGAUGCCUUCCGGAGAUUACCCCAACUUGAGGAGCUGGUGCUCCGUGACAACAGGAUAAGGCAACUCCCUGAGUUACCAUCUACCUUAACAUUCAUCGAUGUUAGUAAGAACAGGCUUGGUCGCAAGGGAAUACGUAAUGAGGCAUUUAAAGAUCUGCAUGAACUGCAGCAUCUUUACAUCACUGACAAUAACUUGGAUCACAUUCCAUUGCCGCUCCCUGAAAGCCUCCAAGCUCUUCAUCUUCAGAACAACAACAUUCAAGAGAUGCACGAAGACACUUUCUGCAAAAUGAAAGAUGUUACUUAUGUACGUAGGGCUCUUGAAGACAUCAGACUGGAUGGUAAUCCCAUCAACCUGAGCAAAACACCUUAUGCAUACAUGUGUCUACCCCGUUUGCCAGUUGGUAACCUCAUCUAAGCUUUGACAGAAGCCAAUACUGUC
This is a messenger RNA of Fulmarus glacialis (Northern fulmar), 1046 nucleotides long. RefSeq names its product epiphycan (gene EPYC). Gene Ontology annotation, molecular function: protein binding. Lineage: Eukaryota; Metazoa; Chordata; Aves; Procellariiformes; Procellariidae. The transcript is spliced from 8 exons. Bases 72 to 1022 code for a protein of 316 amino acids. The record is from RefSeq and is a predicted model, not a curated record.